Pelobates fuscus (common spadefoot toad) is the source of this 2119-nucleotide messenger RNA. RefSeq names its product potassium inwardly rectifying channel subfamily J member 15 (gene KCNJ15). Gene Ontology annotation, cellular component: plasma membrane. Bases 185 to 1408 code for a protein of 407 amino acids. The record is from RefSeq and is a predicted model, not a curated record. Gene Ontology annotation, biological process: regulation of monoatomic ion transmembrane transport; potassium ion import across plasma membrane. Gene Ontology annotation, molecular function: inward rectifier potassium channel activity. NCBI's taxonomy places the organism in Eukaryota, Metazoa, Chordata, Amphibia, Anura, Pelobatidae. The transcript has 2 exons.
AGAAUUUGAAAAUAAUAUUUGCAUGUUGGUAGAAUGUUCAUAUAAAGGAAGUACAUCUGGACAAAACAGGGCAGUCUGCAAAAAUUCCUUGCAUUAUUCUCAAUAUUUUCAGACCCACCCCGUCUACCACUCAUGCUGCUAAAAUACAGCCAUAACGUUUGUACUACAAAUAUUGCUGUAGAGAAUGAGUAAGGGAGAAAGGCUAUCUUAUACUUUCUAUUUGCAGAGAUGCAGGGGCACAGAAGAAACCGUAGCAGAGAAGAGUAUUCUGGAUGUGAGUAUGGAUAACACUGAAUCCAAGUUGUCAACUUGCCCACUGGUGAAUGGUGAGGUUCACACUGUAGUCAAACCUGAGAGACCAAGAGUGAUAUCAAAAACUGGACACAGCAAUGUGAAGAUUGACAAAGUGGAUGGUGUCUUUCUGCUUUAUCUUCAAGACUUAUGGACAACUGUGAUUGAUAUGAAAUGGAGGUAUAAGCUCACCUUAUUUGCUGCCAGUUUCUUCCUGACUUGGUCCUUUUUUGGUGCCAUCUAUUUUCUCAUUGCAUUUGUUCACGGAGAUGUUCACAAUGAACUCUUGACCAACCACACACCAUGUGUUAUGAAUGUAGAUUCAUUCACAGGAGCUUUUCUGUUCUCCCUUGAGUCUCAGACAACAAUUGGUUACGGGUUCCGUUUCAUUACUGAAGAAUGCCCCCAUGCUAUCUUCCUUCUGGUUGUACAACUAGUCGUUACAACUUUAAUUGAAAUCUUCAUUACUGGGACAUUCCUAGCCAAGAUUGCAAGACCAAAAAAACGUGCUGAGACUAUUAAAUUCAGCAAUCAGGCGGUAGUGACAAAGCAUAAUGGUAAGGUUUGUUUAGUUGUACAAGUGGCAAAUAUGAGAAAAAGCCUCUUGAUACAAUGCCAACUUUAUGGGAAACUUCUUUCUACGUACGAGACAAAAGAAGGAGAGAAGAUUUUGCUCAAGCAGUCCAAUAUGAAUUUUCAUGUGGACUCUUCUUCUGAAAGCCCUUUCUUGAUUGUACCACUGACCUUUUACCAUGUACUUGAUGAGAAAAGUCCUCUUAAAGAUCUGACAGCAGAAAACAUAAAGACUAAAGAGUUUGAACUGGUUGUUCUCUUAAAUGCCACAGUUGAAUCUACCAGCACUGUCUGCCAGAGCCGAACAUCUUAUCUUCCGGACGAGAUACAUUGGGGUUACGAAUUUGUUCCUGUUAUUUCUUUAUCUCCUCAAGGAAAGUAUGUUGCAAAUUUUAGAAAUUUUGAUAAGAUUAGAAAAUGUUCGUAUGAAGACCAUUUUUGCUACACCAAUUUUGAGAAACAAAGAUUGGAAGAACAGUAUAGGCAAGAAGAAUUAAAAAACAGAGACACACAGACGGUUGGCGUAAUGCAAACAAAUGUUUAGUACCAUACUCCAUCAUCAUUAAAGGUGUUCACAAUAUAUGAAGUAUUGUGAUAGGCUUGUUUUUUUUUUAUUCUUGAGAUAUUGCCAAAUAUAAUAACAGUGGACACAUAUGGCUGCCAGCCUAAUCACAUGCCGCCACCAACACUUUCAUACACUGCCAGAUGUCAACCAUAAACUGUGACUUCAUAAAAUGUGCUAGAUUCCACAGUAUUUGCUGCAAAAUAUAAUUUAAGCAGCUAAAUGAAAAGUUAUCCUGCUAUUGAAAAAUAACUACAAGAUCCUUACUUAAAUCAAUGCAAAACAAGACAUUUGAUGUGAUUUCGCCCAAUCCUGGGAUUGUCUGAUGAAUCAUUUAAAACCACAUUUAUCUUUAAGUGUUUGGAUUGCAUUAGUGAACCAAUGAAAAAAAAAUAAAAAAAAAUAUUGGGGAUCAUUAAACUGACAUUAAACUUGCAUUUUUUUCAUUUUUUUGUUUUUAUAAUAAAAGCAAAAGUUAAAAUAAUAUUGCCACCACUACUCAAUAAUAUGUAACUUUGAAGAUACGUUCCAUUUUCAUUGACUGUGAAAUUCCUCACAGUAUGAUGUGUAGACAUCAUACUGAGAUUCGAAGACAAUCAGAGGUGGCUUUCGGAAACAACUUAUAAGGCAGGGACCAUUAUCAAUGCAGUAGUAUAUAAUGGUUCCAUCAAAGUUUGAUUCUCUCACCAUAGG